This is a messenger RNA of Populus trichocarpa (black cottonwood), 1818 nucleotides long. Its product is annotated as disease resistance protein RGA2. Gene Ontology annotation, biological process: defense response to other organism. The transcript has 5 exons. Bases 1 to 1818 code for a protein of 605 amino acids. Gene Ontology annotation, molecular function: ADP binding. The record is from RefSeq and is a predicted model, not a curated record. Lineage: Eukaryota; Viridiplantae; Streptophyta; Magnoliopsida; Malpighiales; Salicaceae.
AUGCAAGAGAAACUAGCUCUUUCACCGUUGGAAUGGAAGUUUAUGGAAGAGAGGAAGAUUGUACAACAGUUAUUAUCUUGUGAAGCUACCCAGGAAGGAUAUCCAACAGUUAUUCCAAAAACCAGUAUUGGGGGCAUUGGCAAGACAAGUCGUGCUCGAUUGGCAUAUAAUGAUGAGAGGGUAACACAGCACUUCGAUGUUAAAAUUUGGGUGUUCGUGUCUGAAAUUUUUUAUGCAAAGAUGAUCACGAAGACAGUUACAGAGUCUGCUACAAAGAAAAUAUGCAAAAAAGAGAUGGAUGCGCUUCAGUCCAAGCUGUGGGGUUUGUUGCAUAGAAAGAGAUACCUCAUUGUGCUAGAUGAUGCUUGGAGUAAGGAUCACAUUGAGUGGGGCAAGCUAAGGCCUUUGUUGAGAGGGGGUCUUGCUGGAAGUACACUCAUCAUCACUUCUCGUAGUAAAAAAGUCGCUAUGAUGAUGGACUCCCCAAUCUUCCCUUACCAUUUGAAGGGUUUGGAUGAAGAUGAUUGCUGUGCUUUGUUCAGGCAACGGGCUUUUCGGAGAGGAGAAGAAGAGCAGGAUCCAAAUCUUUUGCCAAUAGGAAAGCAGAUUGCCAGAAAAUUUGGAGGGCUGCCACUAGCUGCAAAAACUUUGGGAAGCUUGACGCGCUUCGAAAGAGAGGAUAGAGAGUGCUUACGAAAUCAAGGAGAAGUUAAUUCAUCUAUGGAUGGCAGAGGGAUUUCUACAAGAGGGGUCAAACCACCAGAAGAUAUUGGCAAUGAGUACUUCAAGGAUUUGUUGUGGAUGGUUUUCUUUCAAGAUGCAGAAAAAUAUGAUGAUGGCAACAUGAAUUGCUACAAAAUGCAUGAUAUCAUUCAUGAUCUUGCACGAUAUGUUUCAGGGGAAGAAUUUAUGAUAGUGGAGCAUGAUCUUCUACCAUUUGGCCUGGUCCAAACUUGCCACUCAUGUAGCGUAGGUGAAGUUGGAUCAUUUACAGUUCCAGAAGCAUUGUAUGAGGCAGAACAACUGCGGACACUCUUAUUGGUAGGGGUGGAGGGCUUGAAAGACAUUCCCUUCAAACUAGUUUUUCCACCAAGCGUAGAGAGGCUUCGUCAUUUGCAAACUUUGAACCUGUAUGGCUGCACUGGUCUUGCACAAUUGCCUGACUUGACAACAAUGGCUGAUCUUCGCCAUCUUAUUUUAACUGGACGUGACUGUUUACCCUUGAUUCCUUUCAGUAUCAGAAAGUUGCAUCUACUUCAGGCAUUGCCAAAAUAUUUUGUACAUAGGGAUUACAACUGCACCCGCCACUUGGCACAUUUAGAUCUCUGCGGUGAUUUGAAGAUUAGCACUUGCAGAAUGCGAAUACAUCUUAUUCUAACUGGGUGUGAAGCAUUAACAUCAAUUCCAUUUAAUAUUGAAGAGUUGCCUCAGCUUCAAACAUUGCCAACGUUUAUUGUAGACGGCUACUAUAACGGCAUCCAGCAUUUGGAACAUGUAAAUCUUCACGAAAGAAUCCCAGAAAUUCACUCUAUCUCAGGAAGUUUUCUUGCUGGAAACACGUUUCUGACAUCUCUGGAGAUCAUCUCUUGCCCCAAACUCAUUUUGAUUCCAUCAGAGCUGGGGAGCCUCACAGCUUUAAAAUCCUUGACAAUUCGAUGGUGUGAAGAGCUUAUGUCUCUGCCGCAAAGUUUGCAGAACCCCAAUGCUUUAGAGUCAUUGGAGAUUAGUGAAUGCUAUAGCAUGGCCUCUUUAGCAGACAAUGGGCCGGCUUCAAGGUUUAAGUUCGCUGCGGACUUUAUCCAUCGAAAACUGCAAUAG